Sitodiplosis mosellana (orange wheat blossom midge) is the source of this 3702-nucleotide messenger RNA. It is a transcript of the gene Prp5, whose product is annotated as probable ATP-dependent RNA helicase DDX46. Gene Ontology annotation, biological process: mRNA splicing, via spliceosome. The record is from RefSeq and is a predicted model, not a curated record. Gene Ontology annotation, cellular component: nucleus. The transcript has 6 exons. Lineage: Eukaryota; Metazoa; Arthropoda; Insecta; Diptera; Cecidomyiidae. Gene Ontology annotation, molecular function: nucleic acid binding; RNA helicase activity; ATP binding. Bases 409 to 3456 code for a protein of 1015 amino acids.
ACGAGCGCCGUCUAUAGCGCGUUUUCUGUGCCGAGUUUUUUUUUUUCGUUUCGAAUAAAUUCGUAAAUUGAUUUCAAUUGAGAAAAUGAAUUGAAUUUUCGUUUUACUUUGAAAUUAAUUUUACAUUUUAGAAUCAAUCCAUUUUCGACAUACUUCAAGUAUGGCAGUGUGCAAUUUGAAAGAAAAACACGCAAUUCUAUGCAAUUUCAAAUCGUUGUUGUAUAACGGCUUGACAUACGUUUAGUAUAGACUCCUGUCGUUGUUUUAUUCAAUAAGUUUGACAAUUCGGUGGUUCUUCCAUGUUUUCUAAAUGAAUUAAAUGCAAAUCGUACAUUCGCAAUUUGUGUUUUUGUUGAUAUAAAAUAAGAAAUAGUAUUCAAAGCGAUUCAUAGUCGAAUCAAAGUGAGAAUGGGUCGUGGAACCAGAUUAGACCGUUCAAGGAGCCGAUCACGGUCGGAAAGUGUUGAACGAACUAGCAGCAGUCGGCGUAAACAAACGGAUAAAUAUCGUGAUAAAGGACGAUCUGAUCACCGAUCAGGAAGUAGUAAACAGCGUUCACGGUCCAGAGAUCGUGUGCGUCGAGAUGAUCGCGAAAAGUCAACACAUCGCGACCGAUCACAUCGGGAGAGUUCCAGUGAAAUUGAAACACUAGAUUUAACGGGUUGCGUUGACAAAGAGGAAGAACAGAAGCGACUCGAACAAGAGAUGAUUAAGCGACGGGAUCGGAUUGAACGAUGGCGUGCCGAACGGAAGCGCAAGGAACUGGAAAGCAAAAAAGUGACCAUUUUACCAGCACCGAGUGUGAAAAAAUGGAGUUUGGAAAAUGAAUCAGACGAUGAUGAUGAUGUAAAAGAAGUUCCAAUCACCAAAGAGAUUGCCAUCGUAAACGAACCACCACCACCGCCACCACCUGUCAGCAGCAUCGUUGUACCCGAUCCACCGAAACCCAUCGUAAUCAAAAGCAAUCCAAACGUGAAAGAACAAGCAAUGGAAGUUGACGCUGACGAAGACGAUGACAUCGAUCCGUUGGACGCGUAUAUGUUGGAAGUGCACAAAGAAGUGCGCAAAGUGAAUCAAAUCACGAAGCCAGCCAAAGCGGCCGGUGGUGUGACGGUGAUGAGUGGUGUGGCGAAAAAGAAUAAAGAGCUAAACAAAGGCGAAAUGAUGGAACAAAAUCAAGACGGUUUAGAAUAUUCGUCCGAAGAAGAAGUUGAAGAUAUCAAAGACACGGCCGCAAAUUUGGCAAAUAAACAUAAGAAGGAACUAGCGAAAAUUGAUCACUCCGGCGUGAAUUAUUUGCCAUUCCGUAAGAAUUUUUAUGUUGAAGUACCUGAACUAGCCAAAAUGUCCACAACCGACGUCGAUGCAUACAAAGUGGAGCUGGAGGGGAUUCAAGUGAAGGGAAAAGGUUGCCCGAAACCAAUCAAAACUUGGGCCCAUUGUGGCGUUUCAAAGAAGGAAAUGGAUGUGCUGAAACGACUUGGAUUCGAUAAACCGACACCAAUUCAGUGCCAAGCCAUUCCAGCUGUAAUGAGUGGCCGUGAUUUGAUUGGUAUUGCUAAGACCGGCAGUGGCAAAACGAUCGCUUUCAUUUUGCCAAUGUUUCGGCACAUUUUGGAUCAAGCGCCAUUGGAAGAUGGUGAUGGUCCGAUCGCAAUUAUUAUGACGCCAACACGAGAGCUGUGCAUGCAAAUCGGCAAAGAUAUCAAAAAAUUCUCCAAAUCGCUAAAUUUGCGUGCGGUUUGCGUUUAUGGCGGCACUGGUAUUUCCGAACAAAUCGCUGAAUUGAAACGUGGAGCCGAAGUUAUCGUUUGUACACCAGGUCGAAUGAUUGACAUGCUUGCAGCAAAUUCGGGCCGAGUGACGAACCUCAGACGAGUAACGUACAUUGUGCUAGACGAAGCAGAUCGCAUGUUUGAUAUGGGUUUCGAGCCACAGGUAAUGCGUAUCAUUGACAAUAUCCGACCGGAUAGACAGACUGUAAUGUUUAGUGCAACUUUUCCCAGGCAAAUGGAAGCACUUGCUCGUCGAAUUUUGAAGAAACCAAUCGAAGUGCAAGUCGGCGGUCGAUCAGUUGUAUGUAAAGAGGUGGAACAGAAUGUUGCCGUUCUGGACGAAGAAGCGAAAUUCUUCAAAUUACUCGAGUUGCUUGGCCACUAUCAAGAGCACGGUAGUAUCAUUGUGUUUGUUGAUAAGCAGGAAAAUGCCGACAUUCUACUCAAAGAUCUAAUGAAGGCAUCGUACAAUUGCAUGAGUUUACAUGGCGGUAUUGAUCAGUUUGAUCGCGAUUCCACCAUUUUGGACUUUAAAUCGGGCCGAGUAAAGUUGUUGAUUGCAACAUCGGUGGCGGCACGUGGUUUGGAUGUGAAACAAUUGAUUUUGGUUGUGAAUUACGAUUGUCCAAAUCAUUACGAAGAUUAUGUGCAUCGAUGCGGUCGAACGGGGCGAGCUGGAAACAAGGGUUCGGCAUGGACAUUUUUGACUCCAGAUCAAGGGCGUUAUGCUGGUGAGAUUAUACGUGCAUUGGAGUUGUCGGGCACAGCAGUUCCGACGGACUUGCGUCAGCUGUGGGAUGAGUAUAAAGCAUCACAAGAGGCCGAAGGUAAAAAAGUCCAUACUGGCGGUGGUUUCAGUGGCAAAGGAUUCAAGUUUGACGAACAAGAAGCCAAUGCGGUCAAAGAGAGUAAGAAAAUGCAAAAAGCCGCACUCGGUAUACAAGAUUCAGAUGAAGAGGACGAAGAUGAGAAUGACAUAGAUCAACACAUUGAGCAUAUGUUUGCAGCCAAGAGAAAUGUCAAGGAAAUCGAGGCACCGUUGAUUGUGAGCGGUGCCACAGCUGCAACCACAAAUGCCCCAGCAACUGUGAAACCAACUGUCACCACGACAACUGCUCAACAGACACAGAAAUUGGAAUUGGCCAAGCGGUUAGCAUCACGUAUAAAUAUAUCCAAGAAUCUUGGCUCAGAAGCUAAGGAUGCAACACAACAAGCGGCCGAAGCUAUUCUUAAGGGUGGUCCAACACAAUCUUUGAUCACGGCAAAAACCGUUGCUGAGCAAUUAGCUGCAAAACUAAACAACAAAUUGAACUAUCAACCGAAAGAAGAGGAUGAUGUCAGUCUGAUAGCGGCCGGCGCCGAAAACACAUUUAAGAAAUAUGAAGAAGAAUUGGAAAUCAAUGAUUUCCCGCAACAAGCCAGAUGGAAGGUUACAUCCAAGGAGGCUUUAGCACAAAUAUCGGAAUACUCGGAGGCUGGAUUGACGGUGCGUGGUACAUAUGUUCCAACCGGUAAAACCGUGCCAGAAGGCGAACGCAAACUUUACUUGGCAAUUGAAAGUUGCAGCGAGAUGUCGGUACAGAAAGCAAAACGUGAGAUAACGCGAUUGAUCAAGGAAGAGCUGCUAAAAUUGAGCCAUGUGCAUCCCGUGUUCAACAAGGGCCGUUACAAAGUUUUGUAAACGAAUGUUACCAUAUUCCGUCGUUGUAUCAUGUGAACAUUUCUCAAUUGUGGCAACUAAAUUUAGGGUUUUAACAGACGUUUUAAACUUGGGACAAUUUAUUUUUUCUAAACUCAAACGUCAAUCUCGGAGCGGGAAAUAAAUAGUCACAAUUUUUAUUAUAAGCCAAUUUUCACAGAGUAAAGAGAUAAAUAAUAAACUGAACUGGAAAUGUCUUCAGCUUUCAUUUUAAGUGAAUAAAAUAAA